UUCGUUUGUGCGGUCGGCAUCGUGUUGGUGUAGUGAAAUUUGCGGUUCCACAAAGGUUGGACAAAAAAAUAAAAACAAUACGCAUGGACGCAUUUGUUAGCGAAAAAUGCCGGCGAAACUUUUUUGCUAUUUAUUCAAAUGCUCGUGUGUAGUGAAAGAGCUGUAAGGAGGAUGUAUUCUAUGUGAGCAAGUAUUAUGUUGAUUCGACAGUAGAAGUUUGAUGUGUGACUGUGAGUGUGGUGGAAUAUUGUGUAAACAUAAGCAAAAAGUAGAAUAAGCAUAAUAACAGUAGUGCUUGUGUUGGCGAUAGACGGCCAGACGAACGAGAAGUUUAUCAGUGCAGCAUUCUUCCUCAGACCGGAAACGACCGACGAGAAAUGUCUUCCAAAAAUGAACUGAAAAAACUCUCGGAGGAGAGCCUGACCCGGCAGCCGGAGGAGGUGUUCGACAUCAUAUGCAAGCUAGGCGAGGGAAGCUAUGGCUCGGUGUACAAAGCACUACACAAAGAAAGCGAGCAGGUUCUCGCGAUCAAGCAAGUGCCCGUGGAUACCGAUCUGCAGGAAAUUAUCAAGGAGAUAUCCAUCAUGCAGCAGUGCGACUCGCCUUACGUUGUCAAGUAUUACGGAAGUUAUUUCAAGAAUACCGAUCUCUGGAUUGUGAUGGAGUACUGCGGAGCUGGCAGUGUUUCAGAUAUUAUGCGAUUGCGCAAGAAAACCCUUUCGGAGGAUGAAAUUGCAACAAUCCUGAGCGAUACGCUGAAAGGGCUGGAGUAUUUGCAUUUGCGGAGAAAAAUUCACCGAGACAUCAAGGCUGGAAACAUCCUGUUGAACUCGGAGGGUCACGCCAAAUUGGCCGAUUUCGGUGUGGCCGGUCAACUAACUGAUACGAUGGCCAAGCGGAAUACUGUGAUCGGAACGCCGUUCUGGAUGGCUCCUGAGGUUAUCGAGGAAAUCGGAUACGACUGUGUGGCGGACAUUUGGUCGCUAGGUAUCACCGCCCUAGAGAUGGCCGAAGGAAAACCUCCGUACGGUGAUAUACAUCCGAUGAGAGCUAUCUUCAUGAUUCCGACAAAACCUCCACCAUCGUUUCGAGAUCCAGACAUUUGGAGCCCGGAGUUCAUAGAUUUUGUAAGCUUGUGCCUGGUGAAGAAUCCGGAAGAACGAGCCACCGCUACUGAUCUGUUGACACAUGAGUUUAUUCUAAACGCUAAACCUUGUAGUAUUCUUAGCCAAAUGAUUGCGGAAGCAAAAGAAAUUCGGGAGAAUCAGAGCUGUAGGCAUGCCGCGGCUAUUAGUCAAGCGAAUAAACAAUUGCAGAGUAACAACAAUAACAUCAGCCAGGAGGUUGAUUCGGAUGAGGACGACGUGAAUUCACGGACGAUGAAAGAGUUUCCGGAAGACUGUGGCACACUGGUGCCAGGAAGGGAUGAUGGUGAUGGAACUAUGAUUGCCCAUACAGACUGCGGAACGCUUGUUCCGGACAAUGCAACGAUGGUAGAGUUGCAAUCGAAUCUCGGAACCAUGGUUAUCAACUCAGAUUCGGAGGAAUCAACAAUGAAAAGACACGACACCAACCCAGACAAGCCCAAAUACCGACCGCUAUUUCUGGAUCACUUCGACAAAAAAGAGGCGGAGGCAGCAAGUUUUGUCACCAAAUCCAGCUCCAACCAGCAAAGCUACGAGGAGGAUAGUUCAUCCCCGGAAGAUGCCCACCAGGAUGCCUCGCCUCAGCGACCUCAACCUCAGGUCCAAACCCCGACCAAACAACCACAACAAAAGCAGCAACAACAAAUGCCGACAUCGAAUCCCUCCGCUCCACCUUUAACGCAAAGUCUCGAAGAGCAGCAGCUCAACGAGGAACGGCAGCGAUUUCAGUCGCAUCUGCAGUUACAACUUAAUCAAAUCUCCGCUGUCAGCCCAAACAUGCAUCAAAUGCAGCAGUAUCAGCCAUCGCCGAUAGCGAUUACGCCGGACGGCUUGGGAGGAGGCGGAGGCGGUGGUAACGGAGGAAUAGAAGCUCACAAUAGGAUUUACAACAAUAGAAUAAACCUGAUUGAUAGUGAAUACGAUUCGCUCAAAUUCCUCAACUAUGAACAGCUCGAGCAGCGGCUGGCAAGUAUCGACAAAGAGAUGGAAAAGGAACUGGCGGAAACGAACAAACGCUACUACGCCAAGCGGAAGCCCAUUAUCGAUGCCAUCGAGGCAAAACAGCAAAAGCGACAGCAGAAGUUGGAGGAAUUUUGAGUUCUUAUCUAGUGCUAAUAGUAGGUAUGGUACCAUUUUUUCUUUUAAUGCCGUUUCGUUGAUGUUUUCUACUCUCUGAACAUAAUUGCGAACGGCAAUAACUUUUCCCCUUCGUUGUGACGUUUCUUUUUUUGCUAGAGCAUUUAUUUUCGAUCAUCCCCUUUCUCCCACUGGAGAAAAGAGCGUAGCGAAAACAGUAGUUUUAAUUAUUGAAUAACUAAAAAAGUGCGCAGUCAGAUUUAUUCUGAGCAUUACUGGAUUAUGUUUACUAAUGGGUCGAUUUGAUUCCCAUUUCCCCAGCUGCCUAAACGAAUGAUGCGCAUGAUGAUUUUAGUGAAAUAGUGUUAACUUAUAUUACAAGUGGAUAGACUUUUUCGAAUUUAACAAAUUAAUAGCCAACACAUUUUUCUCUCAACCUGAAUAUGGUUUUUAGAUCUUUUAUAAUAGUAAACAGCCUGCGCCAGGGGUGAAGGAUUUUUUUUUAAAUGAUUGGAAGUAUUAAACAGAAUUGUUUCGGCCAAGCUCCGUCCUCAAACGAAUUGUUUAAAAAAUACUAUCAUAUCUGUAUACAAGAUUGUUUCUUGGCCCAAAAUCCAAAUUAUAGAUGCCAAAACCAUUUACCCUUUACUGAAACUUCGAAGAAUUUAAAUCGCGUUUAUCGAAACUAUGUUGGUGCUUUCCGAUUACACUAAAUUUCUUCUUCUGACAACGGUAACUCGUGGUAACAAAAGUUAAGUGCUAUUUACUCAAAAUUUAAUCAGAACUGGUGUAAAAAGUGAUGUAAUAUAAUACUUUGUAUCAGUACGAAAUCAAGUAGGAAAGAAUGACCUCAGAAAAAUCCAGGACAGGUAAUACAGUUUUUGUACAGAGUAAACUAAAGGAAAACAAUUUGUAUAUUGAGAAUCAAGAAGUAUCAACCAGGAACCACAUUGAAACGGGAGCCACCAUUUGUUACAGCAUGCCUAUAUCUGCAUAGCGUUACAUUUUAUAUAUACAAGCUGUAGAUCCGGAUUCAAAAAAUUGGACUCAAAAGAAAUAUAACAAUAAACUGCAUUAGGACGCUCCUCAGCAGAGCAGUUAGUAUUCAGAAACAGGUUUUAUUGAAUACAAGUAUAAUGUUGCCAUGCGUAA
Molecule: messenger RNA, 3374 nt
Organism: Wyeomyia smithii (pitcher-plant mosquito)
Lineage: Eukaryota; Metazoa; Arthropoda; Insecta; Diptera; Culicidae
Gene: hpo
Product: serine/threonine-protein kinase 3
Exons: 6
Coding region: 378-2243 (621 amino acids)
Biological process (GO): protein phosphorylation; intracellular signal transduction; regulation of MAPK cascade
Cellular component (GO): cytoplasm
Molecular function (GO): protein serine/threonine kinase activity; ATP binding
Source: RefSeq, a predicted model, not a curated record